Molecule: messenger RNA, 2417 nt
Organism: Cheilinus undulatus (humphead wrasse)
Lineage: Eukaryota; Metazoa; Chordata; Actinopteri; Labriformes; Labridae
Gene: ralba
Product: v-ral simian leukemia viral oncogene homolog Ba (ras related)
Exons: 5
Coding region: 192-815 (207 amino acids)
Biological process (GO): Ras protein signal transduction
Cellular component (GO): plasma membrane
Molecular function (GO): GTPase activity; GDP binding; GTP binding
Source: RefSeq, a predicted model, not a curated record
CUUUAUUGCAGGAGCGGUUUGUGUUUGGGAAACCAAUGAGUCGAAACAGUCUCUGUAUGCAGUCAUCAAGAUAACAUCAGCUGAAGGCAGAAAUAGGAAUCCUGCUUUGGUUGUGGUACAGAGCCUCCAAGUGCAAAGAAGUCUAUGUGUGUGUGUGUGUGUGAGAAAGUGACACAUAGAAGAAUCCAGUGAUGGCUACCAGUAAAAGUAAAAACCAGAGCUCUCUGGCUCUGCAUAAGGUGAUAAUGGUGGGAAGUGGAGGUGUAGGGAAGUCUGCUCUCACACUGCAGUUCAUGUAUGAUGAGUUUGUGGAAGACUACGAGCCGACCAAAGCCGACAGCUACAGAAAGAAGGUAGUGCUGGAUGGGGAGGAGGUCCAGAUAGAUAUUCUGGAUACAGCUGGACAGGAGGACUAUGCUGCCAUCAGGGACAACUAUUUUCGAAGUGGCGAGGGCUUCUUGUUGGUCUUCUCUAUAACAGAGCAUGAGUCCUUUACUGCCACUGUGGAAUUCAGGGAGCAGAUCUUGCGGGUCAAGGCAGAAGAAGACAAGAUCCCUCUCCUGCUGGUAGGGAACAAGUCGGACCUGGAGGAGCGGAGGCAGGUGUCUGUUGACGAGGCCCGAGGAAAGGCAGAGGAGUGGGGUGUCCAGUAUGUGGAGACAUCAGCCAAAACCAGAGCCAAUGUAGACAAGGUAUUUUUUGAUCUGAUGCGGGAAGUACGAGGCAAGAAAAUGUCUGAAAACAAAGAUAAGAAUGGAAAAGGAAAGAACAAAAAAAAUAAGAAGAGCUUCAAGGAAAGAUGCUGUUUACUUUGAGCCAUUGAUACCAUCUGUUAAAUUGUGAAACGGGGCUGAGGCUCCAUGCCAUUGUAAUUUAGAAGAAAAAUGACCAUGUUUUUAUAUCUUGUUAUAGUUUAGUAUUUCGAACAAUCAAAACAAACAUUUUACAUUUUUAAUCAGUUGUAAGUUUCUGUUGACUUGGAUGUUAACCACUGUUGGGACUCAGAAGCAGUGUUUGAUUGGCUUACAGUAAGCCAAUGACCAAACUGCCUCUGUUAAUUUGCUGCUUAAGCCAUUCUCCACUGUUCAAGUCAGCCAUUAUACUGCCUUUGACUUUCAUAUUUUACACAACAUUGUGGUCUUUGUUUCUAAAACAGUGCCCUUAUUUUUUUAUGGUAUUUUUUAACUUGCAUUAUUCUUCAUUCUGUUAUCACAGACUCCUUGGAUCUACGUUUCUGUAUCUGCUUUCUAGGAACUUUAAUGCUGCUGUUUAUCAUAUUUAUAAUCAUCUAUGAUAACCCCUUCAGCCAAAAUCUUUGCCUGAAUCAAUAAAGAUCAGAGCAUCUGACACAAACCACUGAGGCAAAGUGUAGAAUGGCUGUUCAAAAUUUGAAAUCUACUUUUGUGCCGUCAAGGCUGCUGUUGUUUUUUUUAAAUAAGGACUCUACAAGGACUUGUGUUCUGAGUUUCUGACUAUAUAAGAUUCAGACAAUCAGUGCAAUCAGAGGUCCUGCUGCCAAACAGGGUUUUCGAUUACACUGUCAUCAGGCCUUACAUGAUUACAGAAAAUCAAUCGAAAGAUUCCAUUUUCCAGGAGGACUGCAACAAAAUAUCAUUUUGACUCUGCAUCCAAAAUGACCCAAAAUGUAUCUUAAGGUCAUUUAUGUUUGACAUCUGUCAAGAUAAGGUCAUGGUUACUAGUUUUUAGGUGUCUGUGAGUGAGCAGUGGCUAUAAAGAGACUGUUUGCUGUCGUGUUUUUAUUGUCCUACCUUUCUCUCAGUGCAGAGCCCUCCAUGUUUUUAUUGUCCUACCUUUCUCUCAGUGCAGAGCCCUCCAUGUUUUUAUAGUCCUACCUUUCUCUCAGUGCAGAGUCCUCCAUGUUUUUCUUAACUGCUGGAGUUUGCAGUCUGUACUGGUACAGCUGUGGACGAUCCAGGAGGCCAUAUUGCUUUUGUCCAUGAUUUCAUUGUAAUCAUAUUUUAUUUUGAUUGGUCUGUUAAACAUGCACUACAUUUCUGAUGCCUUCGAAGCUGAUUUAAUACAUUAUGGGGGUUGACAGGUUUUUGAGCAUUUGGUGCCAACAAAACAACUUAAGUUCAAACUGAGUGUGGAAGAACUCUGUGUGUGUGUGUGUUUGUGUGCGUUUUAAAAAAAAGAGUAUGUGAAUUUCUUAGAAAAAACCUACAACCCUACCCUUGUCUGUGGAGGGAACAAACUACUCUGCUGUUUCGUAAUCAAGUGCUGCAGUAAAUGAGAUGUUUUUAACACUGCCAAAACACAUUUUUGUAUUAGUGUGUUUUGUAUUAACCAUUUUCUUUCACUUCCUGCUGAUGUGUUUGCUUUAUUCUCAGCAGCAGCUGUGUUCCUGAAUAAAUAUUUUCUUCUUUAUAAAUUCUCCACAUGUGUUUAUUUUGUGU